GGGCACCACACCUUGACCACUAAAUAUUGCGCUAUUGUCCUCCUUCAGCUCUCUCGUGUGUCAUAAUGAGCUUCCAGGACAUUGAAACUGGUGUUGCACGUACGGGACAGUCCAGUUUGACAGCACUUCAGCCGCGUGAAGAGUCUGCGUUUCUCUCCUUGCAAUCGUCACUUUCACUCCAGGUGUUCAAGAUAAAUUCGAAUGUACAGGGUAUUCUCAAGCUGGUCGACCAACUUGGCACUACAAAGGACUCUGCCACGCUUAGGAAGUCAUUACAUGACCUCACCGAAACCACGAGGGCUAUGGCUAAGCGAGGCUCUGAGGACUUGAAGAAGAUUGCCUCAACCGCUACGGCAAGCCCUCAACACAAGACCUCAGUUCAGAAAAUAUCACAUGACUUGCAACUGUCUUUGGUAGCGUUUCAAAGAGCACAACAAGUUAGCGCAGAGCGCCAGAGAACAGUGGUAGAAGGGGUGAAAAUAGCAGUAGAAGAUGAUCACUAUGAUGAUGCGCUGCGCCAACGAGAGCCAAGCGCGUCUCCCCGACUACGUCAGGCUCAACUUCUUCAGUCACAGCUUUCCCCGCACGAACUUGCGUACCAAGAGUCUUUGAUUCAAGAACGAGAAGCGGAAAUUCAAGAGAUUGAGUCCGGUAUACAUGAACUAUCGGAGAUCUUCCGUGACCUUGGGACACUCGUCAACCAACAAGGCGGCAUGCUUGACAAUAUCGAAUCAAACGUGUAUUCCAUCGCUGUAGAUACCCAGGGGGCAGCCGAGGAGCUUUCGACUGCUUCCGAGUACCAACGCAAAGCUGGACGACGUGCAGCGUGUCUCAUGAUUAUUCUUGUCGUCGUCGUUGCAGUUGUGCUUUUGGCUAUUUUAUCAUAGAUGUGUGGCCUUGUGUCGUCGCCUCUCAUACCUUUGCAAGUUUUCUAUUAGCUGAUGAAUUAUGGACCUCGCUGUGGAUAUGUUUCACCAAGUGUUUUAUUUCUAACGUCUAUUUCUUAUAUUAAUGCACUUUGAUGCGAGUUCAUGAUACCCUCCCCAGUCAAUGUGUGUGUGUGUGGUAAGUUAGAACGAGGAUAGAUUCCAGUCUGCAGCUUGUAUUCUUUCUCGAUGUGUGAUAUGUACGUGAUACGUAGUCUCACAUACGUAUGAAAUCAGAGUUCGUAUCUUACAUAAAA
Molecule: messenger RNA, 1183 nt
Organism: Suillus discolor
Lineage: Eukaryota; Fungi; Basidiomycota; Agaricomycetes; Boletales; Suillaceae
Product: t-SNARE
Exons: 6
Coding region: 66-887 (273 amino acids)
Biological process (GO): Golgi to vacuole transport; vesicle fusion; intracellular protein transport
Cellular component (GO): SNARE complex; membrane; endomembrane system
Molecular function (GO): SNAP receptor activity; SNARE binding
Source: RefSeq, a predicted model, not a curated record